Tachysurus vachellii is the source of this 2046-nucleotide messenger RNA. It is a transcript of the gene ptp4a3a, whose product is annotated as protein tyrosine phosphatase 4A3a. Gene Ontology annotation, molecular function: protein tyrosine phosphatase activity. Gene Ontology annotation, cellular component: nucleus. NCBI's taxonomy places the organism in Eukaryota, Metazoa, Chordata, Actinopteri, Siluriformes, Bagridae. The transcript has 6 exons. The coding region runs from base 537 to 989 and encodes 150 amino acids. Gene Ontology annotation, biological process: protein dephosphorylation. The record is from RefSeq and is a predicted model, not a curated record.
CUUGCACCAAUCCGCGCGCAAAGGCGGCGCCGGUGACGCGCUCGUUCUGACGUCACGCGACAAUCGGAAAGGUCGUGAGUAAAAUGAACGUGUGAAUCGUGUCACAUGGACGCAGAGAGGUUUCUGCUUGCGAUCUGCACAAAACGACGGAAUAACGUGUGUCGGAGAACACCUCCAGAAACUGGAGUUCCCAUGGUGCCUUGCUUUGACGCGCUUCCUGUGUCUCACUGCUGCACUCAGCAUCAUCACGUUUGUUGUGUUGAGUGAUGUUCAGUUCUGAACCCCGUCACCUUCACUGAUCCUUAACCACGACUCUAUACACACCUACUAGCCGAUGGGGUGAUUUUGUUUUUCCCUCCUGGCAAAAGAAAGCCGGUUCCAUUAUAGGAAAGAUCUGGAUCCCAGGUGGAUCGAUCGAGUCGUGUUUUUACUAGAAGUGAAAACUUUUCUAAACCAUAUCCAGACACAGACGGAAGCUGGACAGUCAAAACUCCCCUUCGGCUGUCGUAGAAAGUUGGUCCUGAAGGCAAAGCAGCAUGGCUCGGAUGAACAGACCGGCUCCGGUGGAGGUGUGCUACAAGAACAUGAGGUUUCUCAUCACACACAAUCCCACCAACUCUACCCUUAACAGCUUUAAAGAGGACCUAAAGAAGUAUGGUGCAACAACAGUGGUGCGUGUGUGUGAGGUCACCUACGACAAAACACCCCUGGAGAAGGACGGCAUCACCGUUGUGGAUUGGCCGUUUGAUGACGGAGCUCCUCCCCCCUCCAAGGUGGUGGAGGACUGGCUGAACCUCCUCAGGAGACGUUUCAUGGAGGAACCGGGCUGCUGCGUGGCUGUGCACUGCGUCGCAGGCCUCGGCAGGUCAGUCAGCAUCCGGCGUAGAGUCGGGUCCAAACUUGGCAUCGAAGGCUACCUGAAAACAUCAUUCUUUCUUCUAAUUGGGCUCCGGUGCUGGUGGCUUUGGCUCUCAUUGAGUGUGGGAUGAAGUAUGAAGAUGCGAUCCAGUUCAUCAGACAGAAGAGGCGUGGCGCAAUAAACAGCAAACAGCUGACCUAUCUGGAGAAGUACAGGCCUAAACAGAGACUGCGCUACAAACACCCGCACAUCUUUAAGAGCAAGUGCUGCAUCAUGUGACCUGAACUGUGUAACCGAAUCGAGCCAGAACCGAACUCAUCAGACCGGGGUGAUCAUCGCUGAACUGCUGCUUAAGCAGAACCCCAUUUGGUCUGAUUGCAUCGUUGUGGUGCUUAAACCUCAUCACUCUCAAUGAGGAGUGAAUACUGCCACGCCUCUCCGAGAGGUCGAAGGUCACCACAGGGUUUGUAAGGUGCACCAAAGAUAGUGACCUUUGACCGAUCGACCAGCUAAUACGGAGCCAAGGGGAAUGAUGGGGAAACUUUUUAUCCUGCUCACUUUGUUUAUCUGUGAAGUCUCAGGUCAUUUCAUUACUCAGCCAUAUCUGCUCCGUCGCCUCAGAUAGCGCCGCUUACUCUCUACUUUCCCUGUGAUUCUGAGGCAUAUCGUGAGUAAGCUCAGAGUCGAAAUGGACUGAUGAGAUUUAUAUUAGGGCUCCUCCGCAAACUUCUUCGGCCUAAAUCUUUGCAGCUUCUACGAGACUGAUGGCGGCGUAAGGAUUACAUAAAGGUUUUUGUGAACUCUGCAUUAUACUGUAGGUCUGUUUUCUUCCACUUCUGUCAUUAUUAAUAUCAUUCUUAUCAUCGAUUUCUACACAUCCAUCACGUUUUUAAAUAAAAUUGUUGGAUCCGUUUUCCCCUGAAAAAUAAACCAAAUGUAUGUAGAAAGCAUGUAGCGCCUCACCACUUCCCGUGUGCUCCUGCGGUAACGAAGAUGAUGAAGACUCGCGUCCUUGGGAAGUCAUCCGUUUUAUCAUCUGUACUGUUGAAAUGCUUUUUGUUUUAAAACACUUUUGUAUAAAUAUAAGAUUCCAAGACAUAGCUGAAACUGUAAGUUCACUUUGAAUCUGACACUUAUGUGACAUUUAAAUAAAAAAUAUGGAAAAAAUAAAAUGUUUAUAAAAUUCA